This is a messenger RNA of Pteronotus mesoamericanus, 825 nucleotides long. It is a transcript of the gene TMEM72, whose product is annotated as transmembrane protein 72. Bases 1 to 825 code for a protein of 274 amino acids. Lineage: Eukaryota; Metazoa; Chordata; Mammalia; Chiroptera; Mormoopidae. The transcript has 5 exons. The record is from RefSeq and is a predicted model, not a curated record.
AUGAAGCUGCAGGUGUUCUGGACUGGGCUGGAAUACACCUGCCGUCUCCUGGGCAUCACUACUGCUGCAGUGUUGAUCGGCGUGGGCACUGAGACCUUCCUCCAGGGGCACUUCAAAAACUUGGCUUUCUACCUGCUGUUUACAGGAGCCACCGUCUCCGUGUGUGAAGGGGCCUAUUUUGUGGCUCAGACGCUGACCAUCUGCUUUCAGUGUCAACCAGGAUCUUGGGCCUACAGAGCAAGGGAGAAGGCCCAGUGGCUGGGCUGCUUCCAGAAGUUCCUGACCUACAUGCUGCUGUCUGUGGCCUGCUUCCUCCACCCUGUCCUGGUCUGGCAUGUGACCAUCCCAGGCUCCAUGCUCAUCAUCACUGGCUUGGCCUACUUCCUUCUCAGCAAGCGGAAAAAGAGCAAAGCUGCCCCUGAGGUGUCGACAACCCAGGAGCAGUACACAGACCCCUCCAGCAGUGCCAUGAGCACCACCAGCUCUGGGAACACCGAGCAAACCUACACCUUCCAUGGAGCCCUCAAGGAGGGGCCUAGCUCUCUCUUCAUGCACAUGAAGUGCAUCCUAAAGGGGACCAGGAAGCCCAGCACCCUUGAGCGCCCAGAUGCUUUGACAGAGCUGACUCUGGAACCAGCUGACUCACUAGCCAAGAAGCAGGUGCAUUUUGAAGAUGGUGUGGUCAGGAUAAUCCCAGGACUCACUGAAGGCAUGGACAACGAGGACAGUGAGCCAGAGGAAACCACCUCUGACACCACUCCCAUCAUCCCUCCACCCCAGGCUCCACUCUUCCUGUCUUCUCUCACGGGCACCAUCCUCUUCUGA